Abrus precatorius (Indian licorice) is the source of this 2335-nucleotide messenger RNA. Its product is annotated as protein RTF1 homolog. Gene Ontology annotation, cellular component: Cdc73/Paf1 complex. Bases 148 to 2073 code for a protein of 641 amino acids. Gene Ontology annotation, molecular function: RNA polymerase II C-terminal domain phosphoserine binding; DNA binding. The transcript has 2 exons. The record is from RefSeq and is a predicted model, not a curated record. NCBI's taxonomy places the organism in Eukaryota, Viridiplantae, Streptophyta, Magnoliopsida, Fabales, Fabaceae.
AUGGCUGUGUGUUAGGGUUGUAGCACUCUGAAAACACUCUUUCGCCGUCAUUUCUGAGUGUAUCCAUUCUUCUAUAUAACAGUGUAUCGCAAUUCUUUUCUGCUUUCGGUUUCUUUCAUCGUGGUUGGUUGAUUAGUGAAUAGAGUUAUGGCGGAUUUAGAGAAUUUGCUUUUGGAGGCUGCUGGGAGAAACCGACACUCUCGUCCACCUUCAAGAGGAGGACAUGAUUCCCAUGAUGGGAGUUAUUCUAGGGAGGAUGAUUCAGAUGAUGAGUGUAAUUAUUCAGGACGAAAGCCCCCUGGCUUGCAUGUUCCUCUAAAGAAGAGAUUUGAUUCCAAGGAAGGAGACAAUGACGAGGGAAAUGGGGAAGAAGGGGGCGAUGAUGUUUAUGGCCAUUCUGACCGCGAGAGCAAUAGCAGUGAUGAAUCUAAUUUUGGUGAGGAUCUUUAUAAGAAUGAAGAUGACAGGCGUAAACUUUCUGAGAUGACUGAACUUCAAAGAGAGAUGAUAUUGUCAGAUAGGGCUAACAAGAAGAAUGAUAAAAGUUUAUUGGGGAAGAUAGCGUCAAACCGUGAGAAGCGAAAGGCAAAUGUGUCCAGAGAACAGACUCCUUCUCUCCCUUCAUCUCGUGUGCGAUCAUCAGCCAGAUCUGCUGACAAGUCUGCUGCCAAGGAUGAUGCCUUAAAUGAAUUGCGUGCAAAACGUUUGAAACAACAAGAUUCAGAAUCACACCGCAGGCUAAGAGAGGUAUCUAGAAGUUCACCAAAGCGCAAAUCUUUAGUUUCAGCAAGUCUUAGUAGCUCAAGUGAUAGUGAAAGUGAAAGCAGGUUCCACAAUGAUGAUGAAGAGUCAAGUGAACAUGGCGGUAUCGACAGUGAUGAUGACAGGGUAGUGUCUGAAUUUGAUGGGGCUUCAUUUCGGGAUAUAAAAGAAAUCACGAUUCCCAGGUCAAAACUUGCAAAGUGGUUUAUGGAGCCUUUUUUUGAGGAGUUAAUUGUUGGUUGUUUUGUAAGGGUUGGUAUUGGCAGAUCAAAGUCUGGGCCUAUCUACAGGCUCUGCAUGGUGAAAAAUGUUGAUGCCUCAGAUCCUGAUCGCCGGUAUAAAUUAGAAAAUAAAACCACAUACAAGUACUUAAAUCUUGUCUGGGGAAAUGACACCUCUGCUGCAAGGUGGCAAAUGGCAAUGGUUAGUGACUCUGAUCCACUUGAGGAGGAGUUCAAACAGUGGGUUAAGGAAGUAGAGCGAAGUGGUGGCCGCAUGCCUAUGAAGAAAGAUGUGACACAAAAAAAACAAGCUAUGCAAAAGAUCAACUUAUUUGUUUACUCAGCAGCUACUGUGAAGCAGAUGUUGCGAGAGAAAAAAUCUGCCUCGUCAAGGCCAUUAAAUGUUGCAGCUGAGAAGGGUCGGUUGAGGAUGAAAUUGGAAAUAGCAGAGAGUCAGCAUAAUGAAACUGAGGUGGAGAGGAUCAAGAAAAGGCUGCAAGAGUUGGAGGCAUCUCGACAAAAGGCAAAGGAUGCCAAGGCUUUGAAGCUUGCUGAGAUGAACAGAAAGAACAGGUUUGAGAACUUCAAAAAUGCUUCUGAAUUAAAGCCAGCAGAUGUAGGUUUGAAAGCAGGGGAGGCAGGUUAUGAUCCAUUUUCAAGGAGAUGGACUAGAUCAAGCAACUACUUUGCUUCCAAUCUUGGGGAAGAGGUUGCAGCUAGAAAUAAGAGUGCUGGUGGUGUAGUGGUUGAUAGAGGCAGCAAUAAAACAGGGGCAGCUGUGACCACGGAGGCUGGCAUGGUGGCUACUGCUGCAGCUUUGGAAGCUGCUGCUGGUGCUGGGAAGUUAGUAGACACAAGUGCACCUGUGGAUCAAGGCACGGAGUCAAAUUUGCUGCAUAAUUUUGAGCUGCCAAUAUCAUUGGCUAUACUUCAAAAUCUUGGUGGAGCUCGGGGAGUUCAUGCAGGAUUUGUAGCAAGAAAACAAAUAAUAGAAGCAACCAUUGGAUUUCAAGUCCCGGAAAAUGAUGGUAAGAUGCAUGCGCUGACAUUGACAGUUAGUGAUUACAAGAGAAGAAGAGGGCUUCUUUGAACUUUGUUGAAGUAACAACUUUCAUCAGGUCUACUCUAUGGGUAAAUUGGUUUAUAUUAUCUGUGGUACUGUCAUGCCUACUAAUAGCAAAAUAUCUUCAAUCUUUUCUAUUAUCAUCUAGUUUUCAUUUCCUUUUUUCUCUUCACAAAAAUUACCGGAAAUUGUGAAGUUCAAGUGUACCAUUCUCUAUGAUUUAAAAAUGGUUUUCACUGGAUGCUUGGAAGAGAGCUAGAAUAUUAUUGGAAAUAUAUUUCUAUUUGUU